UUGCCCUGCUCUGCUCUCCUCUCCUCUCAGCUCCCACCUCCGCAAGCCUACAAAAAUCCAAGCCGCGUUCGUCGCCGCGGGUCGCGGGAUCGGGACAUCGGGCUGGGCGGGCCGCUUCACCUUCCUCGGGUGCCCGUGCCAGGCCUUUCCCUUCACCAGCAGCAGUCUCCGGCCGCCAUGGCCACCUCCACCUCCGACCCGGCGCUCCCCACAACCACAACCACUACCACUACCUCGGCCCCCAAAUCGUCGUCCCGCCCCACCCCAGCUCGCCUCCUGGACCCGCUGGCCGCCUCCGCGCGCUCGCUCCUCGCCUCGGCGCGGCGCUCCCCGGUGACCACGCUCGCCGCCGCCUUCUUCCUGCUCGCGCUCGUCAUGUACGGCGAGGACGCGCGCACCAUCGCCGAGCUCUCCAUCGACGACUACCUCUACCCGGACGCCGACCUCUACAACGUCUCCGGCCUGCCGCCGCUCGCGCUGCCGCCGCCCACCUGCGACCUCUCCCGCGGCCGCUGGGUCUUCGACAACGUCACCGUCCCGGCGUACAGGGAGAAGGACUGCACUUUCCUCACCAAGCAGGUCACCUGCCUCGCCAAUGGCCGCCCCGACGAUAUGUGGCAGUACUGGAGAUGGCAGCCCAACGACUGCUCCCUCCCCACGUUCGACGCCCGGAGAUUCAUGGAGGCGAUGCGCGGGAAGCGGCUGGUGUUCGUGGGGGACUCGCUGAACCGGAACCAGUGGGAGUCGCUGGUGUGCCUGGUGCAGCCCAUCCUGUCCAAGGGCAGGAAGAAGAUCGUCAAGCGGGGCUCCUUCAACACUUUCUACGCCAAGGAGUACCGCGCCACGCUCCAGUUCUACUGGGCGCCCUUCCUCGUCGAGUCCAACUCGGACAACCCCAACUUCCACAGCAUCACGGAACGGAUCAUCAGUCCAGAGCGGAUCGAGAGCCACGCAAAGAACUGGAAGGAUGCUGACUACCUCAUCUUCAACACCUACAUAUGGUGGAUGAACAACGCCGACAUCAAAGUCAGGAGACCGAAUUCAAAGUCUUGGUCUGAGAACGACGAGGUUCCCAGGAUUGAGGCGUAUGGCCAGGUGUUCAAGACUUGGUCCGAUUGGAUCAACAAUAACAUCGAUCCUGCCCGCACGUCCGUCUUCUUCAUGACGAUUUCUUCUCCUCACCUCAGCCCACAGAAUUGGGGAAACCCAGAUGCGAUCAAGUGCGUGAAGGAGACGCUUCCAUACCAGAACUACAGCCAACCCCUGGAUCUUUACCAUGACAUGCGGUUGUAUGACCUAGUGGUCAAUGUGGCCAGGUCCAUGGAGAAGGUCCCAGUGUCAGUGAUCAAUAUCACAAAGAUGUCAGAUUACCGGAAGGACGCCCACACGGGCCUGUACACCUUCCGGCAAGGGAAGCUGCUGACGCCAGAGCAGAAGGCAGACCCAGGGAAGUUCGCGGACUGCAUCCACUGGUGCCUUCCUGGCGUGCCAGACGUGUGGAACCAAAUACUCUACACAAGGAUUCUUUCGAAAUCAUCAUGGCGUUCUAAUUUUAGCCCCCCUCCAUCCCAGUCCCUGCCUGUUCCUCUCCAAUGAGAAUCAGAAGCGGGGGCUUUGGUUUUUGUUGGAGAAUGUAGGAUUGUUCAUUCUUUUUCUUUCUUUUUGGGUAGAUUGAGUAAAGGUUAGCGCAAAAAGGAAAAUGGAUGUGCUGAUUACUGAUGGUAUAGAAUGUAAGAAAGUUCAGCUGAAGUGUAAAUUAGUUGGAUAUGAUAUACACAUACUACAAGUUUACAGGCAGAAUUACCUAUAUAUAUACCUGUUUCCUGCUGGAUGAUAUAAAUGUGCCUAUUUUUUUUCCC
Molecule: messenger RNA, 1859 nt
Organism: Sorghum bicolor (sorghum)
Lineage: Eukaryota; Viridiplantae; Streptophyta; Magnoliopsida; Poales; Poaceae
Product: protein trichome birefringence-like 28
Exons: 4
Coding region: 178-1596 (472 amino acids)
Cellular component (GO): Golgi apparatus
Molecular function (GO): O-acetyltransferase activity
Source: RefSeq, a predicted model, not a curated record